This is a messenger RNA of Morone saxatilis (striped sea-bass), 6891 nucleotides long. RefSeq names its product TIAM Rac1 associated GEF 1a (gene tiam1a). Gene Ontology annotation, biological process: activation of GTPase activity; positive regulation of axonogenesis; small GTPase-mediated signal transduction. The transcript is spliced from 29 exons. Gene Ontology annotation, molecular function: guanyl-nucleotide exchange factor activity; protein binding. NCBI's taxonomy places the organism in Eukaryota, Metazoa, Chordata, Actinopteri, Moronidae. Gene Ontology annotation, cellular component: cytosol; plasma membrane; synapse. The record is from RefSeq and is a predicted model, not a curated record. Bases 339 to 5393 code for a protein of 1684 amino acids.
GCAAGAGGCAGCAUGUGUGAGUAUAUGCUGUAAUGUGUGAGUGUGUGUGUGUGUGUGUGUGUGUGUGUAUAGAGCUGAACGCUGCGCUGGAAUCCGGGAGAGACGUCUCUCAUUGAUGCAAGGAUUCCCCUGUUUGCAACUGGAGAGGACACGUGCUGACUGUUUUAACCAACACAGGGAAUUAACUGUUACACAUACAGGAAACACUGGGAGCUUAAGUUGAAGGGCAAACUGACACCACCAUUUGAGGAUGUGUGGAGGAUCAUGCGGUCAAUAUAAGAUGACACCGCGCUGAUGUGGAGAAGCUGGUGAUGCGGCUGCUUAAACACAGUUGAAUUAUGGGAAAUGUGGAGAGCCAGAAUGGGGACAGUGGUUUCCACGGCGAUGUGACGGGACAUCUCUCCCGUAAGCACACGUCCCGGUCACUCCGUCUGUCCAGCAAGCAGCCAAUCACCCGGCGUUCCCGGCACUCUUCUUCAGUGAAACAGGAACACAGAAACUCUGAAGCCUCAACUCGCUCCUCCAGCACCCCUAGCAUCCCACAAUCCUUAGCAGAGAACGGGCUGGAACCUUUCAACGCAACAGAUGCGUUCGGAGACUUUGGCAUCAACCCUCACUGGACACAGCGUGUCGCUAUGACAAUGAGGCCGGAGUCCUAUCAAAACGAUGACGACACCUUGGCCACACCAACUCCUGAAACCUCAGAGGCAGACACCGUCGCCCAGGAUGGUGGUGAGGACUCAAUGGGGGAGGGGGAGGGCGAGGGAGACAUUAUGGGAGAGGAAAGGUACCUCCAGCGAAUGACUGAGGGUCCACGAGAAGGAGGGAGUUUUAAAAAGAAGCGGUCCAAGUCAGCGGACAUGUGGAGAGAAGACAGCCUGGAGUUCUCUCUGUCUGACCUGAGCCAGGAGCAUCUGACCAGCACUGAGGAGAUAAUAGAUGGAGGAGAAGAAGAGGAGGAGGAGCAGUUUGCACGCCCCCGAGGCAGUGCAGCUGAAAGGGCAUCGUCUCUGGACCAUCUGUGCAGCCAGAGUCCUGGCCUCAGGGGGCAGAGGAGCCGCUAUGCUAAAACCCGCAGAGAAGCCGAGUGUGAUGGAGAUGGAGAAGGGGAGGAGGGGUUGAUGUCUCCAACCGAGGAGGAUGGUGGCGGGUAUGGAGCAUUUACGCUCCCCUGCCGACGCUCCCACUGCCUGUCUGAAGGCUUGGCAGGCCUUGGCAUCCCGGCUGCACCGUGCCCUGCUUUCCAAGGGCGCAGGGCACAAACUACCCAGGACAUCUCUGGUGUUUUGGGCGAGGGAAGUGAAUAUGGUGACAGCGGCAUCGAUGGUGUCACCACGGAGAUAGAUUGCGACGGAGAGUUGGUGUCACGGCGCUGUAAGGCCAUGUCGGCCUCUUUCUCAGUGUACUCGGCUACUGAGAGCAGCGUUUUUAAUGGGAGCGACAGCGGGAGCAGCAGUGCAGGAGGAGGAGAAGGAAGAUGCGGCGAGGGAGGCAGGGGAGGAGUGUAUGAGAAUUUCCGGAAGGAGCUGGACAAUCAAGCCUGGACACAUCAGGGCCGGGACUGCACGGAGGAGGCUGGCUCCGCUGUGAGUGAUGAGCAGAGCAGCGGCACUCUUAGUAGUGCGUAUCCAUCGGACACUCUGAUUGGCUGUGCGCAAGGCACAGUCAGGAAGGCAGGGGCUUUGGCUGUGAAGAACUUCUUGGUUCAUAAGAAAAACAAGAAGGUGGAACCUGCAACAAGGCGCAAGUGGAAGCACUACUGGGUUUCUCUGAAAGGCUGCACUCUGUUCCUGUACGAGUCAGACGGUCGUUCUGGCAUUGACCACAACAGCGUUCCUAAACAUGCAUUGUGGGUGGAGAACAGCAUUGUCCAGGCUGUACCUGAACACCCCAAGAAAGAUUUUGUCUUCUGCCUCAGUAACUCAGUGGGAGACGCUUUCCUCUUCCAGACGUCAGGCCAGACAGAACUGGAGAACUGGAUCACGGCGAUCCAUUCCGCAUGUGCUGCCGCUCUGGCUCGGCAGCAUCACAGGGAAGAUACAGUGCGACUGCUGCGAACUGAGAUCCGUAAGCUGGAACAGAAGAUCGACAUGGAUGAGAAGAUGAAAAAGAUGGGAGACAUGCAGCUGUCCACUGUCACUGAUGCUAAGAAGAGGAAGACCAUACUGGAGCAGAUCUUCCUGUGGGAGCAGAACUUGGAGCGGUUUCACAUGGAUCUGUUCCGCUGUCGGUGCUACCUGGCCAGUCUGCAGGGCGGUGAGCCCCCCAACCCCAAACGCCUGCUGGGCUUUGCUUCGCGUCCCACCAAGUUGGCCAUGGGACGACUGGGCAUCUUCUCUGUCUCUUCCUUCCAUGCACUGGUGUCAGCGCGCACAGAAAGCAGCGUCAGGAAGCGGAACCAGGCCAUGCCUCGUACCUUCAGUAAACGUCGUAGCCGUUUCUCCUCCCUCUGGGGGCUGGACACCACCUCAAAGAGGAAGACCACGGGACAUCCUUCCAUUAACCAGGUGUUUGUUGAUGGAAUGGAGCCAGUGAGAAAGCCAUUGGAGCGCAUGUUUGAAGACUCUGCCAGUGAGAAAUCUAAGGAGAGAGAGGGCUCGGUGAAAAGUAUUCCUCAGCAAAACGUAGACAGUGACAUUUGGGUUCCUGAUUACCUAACUCCCUCCUGGGUGUGUCUGCCCAACAAUCAGCCUGUCCUGGCCAUCAUACAACCCGGGGAGACGGCGCUGGAAGUCCUGAGCACCAUCUGCAAGACCCAUAAAAUAGACCCGUCCGGCCACUACUUACGUCUGAAGGUGUGGACUGACAGCCAGAUGCUCUUUUAUGUGCCCAAACUUGAAGAGGAUAUAUCUGAUCUGCUAUACAAAGAGAUUGAGAUUUGCCCCAAAGCUACCAAGGUGAUCCAGUUCGACAAAUCCGAGUCCACCACCAUCGGAUAUGGUUUUUCUGUGGCGGUUAUAGAUGAGGAUGGGACACAGCAGCUCCAUAUUACUGAAGUGAAAGCAGAGGGACUGGCCUCAGCUAAAGGUUUGAAAGCAGGAGAUGAGAUUCUGUUGCUGAAUGGUAAACCUGCAUCAGCCCUCCAAAUGGAUGAUAUGAGGGCUGCUUUUGUAAACCAAGCAUUGACCUUGAGUAUCAGCACCCUGCCCCAGCUGGACCCUCGGGUGCUCUGCUCCCUUCCACCCCGGCACUCUGAUGGGGAGCAGGAUCCAGCUACAGACAUCUUCUCCCAGAGCCAAGAGGACAUCCUUGAUGAGGUGUCGGGGUUGACGGUGAAUAGCCCAGAUGAGAGUUUGGAGGAAGGACCUCUGCUGAGCCUUCAGAGCCCCGGAGGUCAUCAGGAAGACAAAACCUACAUGGGGACCGGACAGAAGAGCACGGAGCAGGUCACUGCUUUCUGCCGCAGUCUCCAUGACAUGAAUCCCCUGGAGUGCCCUAUGUCAUCCUCCUCAUCGUCUUCUUCGUCAUCCCUCUCCCCGAGCCCUGUGUCAGCUUUGCCACCCACAGCAGGCACUGCCACCCAGAGACAGCUCUCCCACGCAGACAAACUCCGCAAGGUCAUCAAUGAACUGGUGGAGACCGAAAAGACUUACGUCAAAGACCUGAGCUGCCUAAUAGAGUGUUACUUAACACCUCUGCAGAAAGAAAGCUUCCUUACACAGGAUGAGCUGGACGUUUUGUUCGGUAACCUUGGGGAGAUGGUCGAGUUCCAGGUGGAGUUUCUCCGGACGCUGGAAGAUGGAAUCAGACUGGUGCCGGAUCUGGACAGACUGGAAAGAGUGGAGCAAUUUAAGAAAGUGCUGUUCUCCUUGGGUGGUUCAUUCCUGUAUUAUGCUGAUCGCUUUAAGAUCUACAGCGCCUUCUGUGCCAGCCACACCAAAGUCCCAAAGGUCCUGGCUAAAGCAAAGACCGACCCAGAUUUCAAAGCUUUCCUGGCUGAGAGAAACCCAAGACAGCAACAUUCAUCCACUCUGGAGUCUUACCUAAUCAAACCCAUCCAGAGGGUCCUGAAGUACCCGCUGCUGCUAAAGGAGCUCUACUCCCUCACUGACCCUGACAGCGAGGAACACUACCACCUGGAUGUUGCAAUGAAGGCCAUGAACAAAGUUGCGAGUCACAUCAAUGAAAUGCAAAAGCUUCACGAGGAGUAUGGUGCUGUUUUCGACCAGCUCAUCAAUGAACAGACUGCAGAUAAAAAAGAGGUGGCUGACCUCUCAAUGGGGGACCUUUUGCUACAUUCUACUGUGGUGUGGAUAAACCCUCCAGCAUCUUUGGUCAAGAGCAAAAAGGACCCUGAGCUGGCUGCUUUUGUGUUCAAAACAGCAGUUGUAUUUGUGUACAAAGACUGCUCCAAGCACAGGAAAAAAAUCGGUGGAUCUCACCGCGUGUCCGUGAGUGAUGACAAAGAUCCUUUCCGUUUCCGUCACAUGAUCGCAACGGACUCUCUUCAAGUUCGCACCCUUGCGAACUCUGAGGGUACAGCGGUUUGUGAGAUAGUUCACACAAGAUCCGAAUCUGAAGGAAGACCAGAGAGAACCUUCCAGUUGUGCUGCAGUUCUCCAGACAGUAAGAAGGACUUCCUGAAAGCCGUCCACUCCAUUCUUAGGGAAAAGCAGCGCCGGCAGCUUCUUAAGACGGAGUCUCUGCCACCCAACCAGCAGUACGUCCCAUUUGGGGGAAAACGUCUAUGUGCCCUCAAAGGGGCGCGGCCCACCAUGAACAGAGCAGCAUCAGCUCCAUCGCGAACGUUAGCCCGCAGAAAGCUGGUGAGGAACCGCUUCACUAUUGAUACCGACCUGGUUUUCCAUGGCAACAACAACAACAGCAACGAUUCAGAGCCCUCCCAACAUUUGUCCUAUCCGCCGCUGUCCCAGCAUGCUCUUCUUCAAGCCCACAAACCUCAAGGAGAGGACACAGACCGUUGGGUGGAAGAGCAGUUCGACCUGGGUUGCUAUGAAGACCAGGGCGAGGGCAUCGACGUGGGGCAGGUGAAGGAGACAGACAUUUUGAGUGAUGACGACGAGUACUGCAAGUCCGUCCGAGCCGCGUCUGCAGAACCUGCCGACCUGGAGGGGAAGAUGGAAGGACUCGACCUACAGGGAAGAGAGAUGAGGAGCCACAACCUGAACGGACGAGCAGAGACUGGAGGUGAGAUGAUGCAGAGUGAAAUGCAGGAGGAGGAAGUUGACAGAAUAAAGCGUGGCGAUAACUCAGGCUCGGUAGACUCUUUCACCUCCUGUGGUGUCUCACUGUCCCGCUGUGCAACACCGACUAUAAAGCUUGCCCCCUUGAAGAAGCAGUGUGCUGUGGAAGGGGCCACAAACAAGGACCAUGAUGUCAUUUGGGUGCGGCGGGAUGACUUUGCUAAUGGGUGCAACAGUGACGUCUUCUGAUUGGGAGUAACUGAAGUGAAAUGAAGACAGUGCAAGAAAAUGAGGGAGAGAUUGGAUACAAGCUUUAAAUAUGUAGAAAUUGGAGGAGAAAAUGUGUAUUAAACCUCAUCCAUGCCUCCCUGUAUCACAACACAACCCUCUUCUUCCCACAUCACCUGCAUCUCCCCUAUUCUGACAAUCCUAAAGUACUGAAACACAGAGUGAGUAAAGAAAAGCAAAAUGUGCUCAGCUUCAUUUGUUGAGACCCAGAGGUUCUCGUCCAGAACUGCUUAAAAGUGGAACAGAAAGAAUACAGGGUCCUCACUGUUUUGGACACACAUCCAGGCAUCAUCACACACCUGUGGAGUUGUAGUUGAACUUAUGAACAAGAUGGCACUGCAUGAACACACAAGUAAACAAGCAAGUGUGUGUAUGUAUACUGUAAGUGCAUAUAGUACACGGAAGCACAGACACAGAGACUCUAGGCAGCUACUGUACAAUGCACACAUCGUACUGAAGCGACGUCCUCACUGAACUGUGACCUUGUGGCCAAAAAUGUCUAUUUUUCAACACAGGAAUGUGGGUGUUCUAUUUUUUUGACUCAGUAAAUGUGUUUGUAUUUUAACACUCAAGGGCUGUGUGUUACUGAACUUCUCUUCAGGGGCUUUUGGCUUAAUGCCUGCUGUGUAAAAGAUGGUGAGAUUCAACUUAGCUUUAUUGUGCUUUUUUAUUGUUUUAACUUAAUAUCAGCUGCACAUUGGUGUAUAGUCAGGAGUACAAUAGUGCUGUUAACCUCUUGUAUGAAAAUGAUUUGAAGCUCACUUAGCAUAUCCUUUUUAAAAGAUAGUUUGGACAACAGAUGGUCUACCUAUUCUUUAUUUAAUUAUUGCCUUUAUACUGUAAUUUUUAAUGUUUACACCACAGUCAGCUACCCAGUGUUACAAACCACCUUUUUCUGUGUUGGUACCAGAAACAGGCUUGAGAGAAAGCCAGCGCUUGUGCCCUUCACAUGAAUGUCCAGUCUUUACUUUUGUUGCUCAAAUAAAAUGCCAUUGUUAUUUUGGUAACUGAUGGAUUUCAUCAAGGUCAUUGACAUACUGGAUCCUUUCUCGCCCCACAGGUCACACUCUCUUCAUGCUCCAUGUCCUUGAUGGAUAACAUAAUUCCCACAACCAUCCUGUUUUACUUGAAUUUUCUUUUGUUUUGAAAGGAGGUAUUCAACAGAGCCAUGUUAGUGACUGUAUUGUGACUUCAAGGAGAAGAGCAAUCACGCAGGUGACCUGUCAUCCUCUGACUGAUUCAGACAUCUUCUUCUGCUCUCUCCAGCUCCUUUGAUCUUAUGUCAUGUCAAGCAGCAUUGCUUGAAAUAAAUUCCUACUGCAUUUGUUCCUCUGUCCACCAGGCUGUGCUGUUUCACUAUAUGUCAUCACAACAACGCACGGAUUGCUGAGAUCAACACAGUCAUGUGCACCUUACUGGAUGUAUUGAACAUGCACUUACUACCCAACUGUGAGGGGGG